Molecule: messenger RNA, 558 nt
Organism: Dovyalis caffra
Lineage: Eukaryota; Viridiplantae; Streptophyta; Magnoliopsida; Malpighiales; Salicaceae
Source: the annotation of a GenBank genome assembly
AUGACAGCUACCAAACUCAUCUUAGCCCUUCUCCUCUUUCUUCUAAUCUCAAGCUCCAUUGCCAACAGCAAAAAAAUUAGAGGACGCAAGCCAUGUAAAAGGCUAGUGCUUUACUUCCAUGACAUCAUAUACAAUGGAAAGAAUGCAAAGAAUGCAACAUCAGCAAUAGUGGGUUCACCAGCUUGGGGUAACAGAACCAAUUUGGCAGUGCCAAAUCGUUUUGGGGACAUGGUUAUUUUUGAUGACCCCAUUACUCUAGACAACAAUUUUCGUUCAACCCCAAUCGGACGUGCACAAGGGUUUUACUUGUAUGACAAGAAAGAAAUUUUAACUGCUUGGUUUGGUUUCUCUUUUGUUUUCAACUCUACCCAGCUUAAGGGCACCAUAAACUUUGCUGGGGCAGAUGAUAUCAUGAAGACUACUAGAGAUCUGUCGGUGAUUGGCGGUACCGGCGAUUUCUUCAUGACUCGAGGGAUGGCAACAUUGAUGACCGAUGCAUAUGAGGAUGAUCGGUACUUCCGGCUACGUGUUGAUGUUAAAUUAUACGAAUGCUAUUAG